AUUUUAAUAUUGGUAUAAACACAGCUUUUGAAGCGAAGAGUCAUCGCAAAAUGCGGCUCAAACACGGCCUUUUAUAAUUCAACGUCUCUUUCAUUUCGAUUCCUUAUUUCAUUUUUCACCGAACAAACGAACCCUAACAAAAUUUCGCGCGGGCUCUGCACCAGACUUAUCUCCUUCCGCUCAACUUGGAUGUCCGCCUGAAGCCGCCUCUUCUCCCCUCUCAUGGCCUCCUUACGACGCCUUCUUCCUCCUCUCCACUCCUCGCUUCACAGGACGAGCUUUUCAUCUUCCGGAUUUCGGGAAGGACUUCGAAGUCAAAUUCGAGGCUACAAUGCCGGACCUUCAUCAUCUGAGCACACUCUAUCGAAGUUUGAGGAGGGAAUAAAGCAAGCUGAGAGAGAUAAUUCGACCACUGAAGAUGAAAUAGAGAACAUUCGGCGCCAAUUUGAUGCUGCAAGGCAGAGUUUUAGCAAAAUUCCGGAGGCAUUAAAGGGAAUGCCAAAGAUGAAUCCUGAAGGCAUAUAUGUAAAUAAAAACCUGAGAUUGGAUAAUAUACAAGUUUAUGGAUUCGAUUAUGACUACACCCUGGCACAUUACGCCUCUAACUUGCAGAGUUUGAUAUAUGAUCUGGCAAAGGAGCAUAUGGUGAAUGAGUUUAGAUAUCCCGAGGUUUGCAUGAGAUUUAAGUAUGAUCCAUCUUUUCCCAUUAGGGGAUUAUACUAUGACAAGCAGAGAGGAUGUCUCUUGAAGUUGGAUUUUUUUGGAUCAAUUGAGCCAGAUGGAUGCUACUAUGGCCGACGCAAGCUUAGCAGGGAGGAAAUAGAACAGAUGUAUGGCACCAGACAUAUUGGUCGUGAUCAAGCGCGUGGACUUGUGGGCUUGAUGGAUUUCUUCUGCUUUAGUGAGGCAUGCCUUAUUGCUGAUGUUGUGCAAUUUUUUGUUGAUGCCAACCUGGAAUUUGAUACCCGCUACAUCUAUCAAGAUGUCAAUCAUGCAAUUCAGCAUGUUCAUCGAAGUGGCUUUGCUCAUAGAGCAAUUCUUUCUGAUCCUCAUAGAUAUCUAGUUAAAAAUGGCCAGCUUUUGCGCUUUCUUAGGAUGCUGCGGGAGAAAGGGAAGAAGCUUUUCUUGUUAACUAACUCUCCAUAUUAUUUUGUGGAUGGAGGGAUGCAUUUUAUGUUGGAGGAUUCCACUGGUUACAAAGGCUCAUGGAGGGAACUCUUUGAUGUCGUGAUUGCUAAAGCCAAAAAGCCAGAGUUCUACACUUCUGAGCAUCCCUUCCGCUGCUACGACACAGAGAAAGACACUUUAGCUUAUGCAAAGGUGGAUGAGUUUCUUCCAAAUAAAAUCUAUUACCAUGGAUGUCUUAAAUCUUUUCUUGAAAUUACUAAGUGGCGUGGCCCAGAGGUGAUAUACUUUGGUGAUCACCUUUUUAGUGACCUAAGAGGUCCUUCAAAGGCUGGUUGGCGGACUGCUGCAAUCAUCCAUGAGCUAGAAAGUGAAAUAUGCAUACAAAAUGGGGAUAGCUAUCGAUUUGAACAGGCAAAAUUUCAUAUAAUACAGGAACUGCUAGGUAAAUUACAUGCAACAGUGGACAAUAGUAAGAAUAGUGAAGCAUACAAGUUACUUUUUGCUGAGUUAAAUGACGAGAGAAAAAAGGCACGCUGCAUGAUGAAGAAGAUGUUCAAUAAAUCCUUUGGAGCCACCUUCCUCACUGACACAGGCCAGGAAUCUGCUUUUGCCUAUCACAUUCAUCAAUAUGCAGAUGUGUACACCAGUAAGCCAGAGAACUUUUUGUUCCAUCCACCUGAAGCAUGGCUUCAUGUGCCUUUUGAUAUCAAGAUUGUGCCUCAUCAUGUGAAGGUUCCGUCAAGCUUGUGUAAAAAUUAGUAGAUGGAAAUUUCAGGGCUAUAGAGGAUAAAUGUUAUCUCAAAUUCCAGCAUAUUCGUUUGUCACUAAAUGUGGCAAGGGAAUAAUCUUUCAUCGUCACACUAAAUGUGGCUAGGGAUAAUCCUUCAUUCUAGCAAAGCAUCAACAUGGAGUGCUUCAUAAUUAGCCAGGUACCGUCAGACAUAUAAUUCGAAAAUUCUUUGUAACAUUCCAUCCACAUUCUUUCCAUUUCAUUAAAGCCUGAAAAACAGUCACUCAUUUAAGGGAAUAAGAAUUUGGAAAUUUCAGCAUAGAUUGAUUGUACGAUGUAGCCUAAUUAUGAUUAUGUGAUUACCAACAGCCUUUGUUUAGAAACUUAAUAAAUUUUUGGCAAAGGG
This is a messenger RNA of Rubroshorea leprosula, 2264 nucleotides long. The record is from the annotation of a GenBank genome assembly. Lineage: Eukaryota; Viridiplantae; Streptophyta; Magnoliopsida; Malvales; Dipterocarpaceae.